AUGUUCCGCACAAAAAAAGCACAAAAAAAGGUGUGGGUGACCGAUCCAAAAAGACCCAUCUACACAAAGCCAAUUGCACAUCCACCAAGUCGAAUAUUGAAACAUCCACCCAAAUUUCAAGAUAUUGAAAAUGAAAAGCAGCAGCAAGACUAUGAUUCGGUUCUCCGGCACUUCCAAAACACAGAGCUUUAUCCAGUGAAGGAGAAAGAUUGCCCAAAGGACGAAUACAAGCCUCUCAAUGAUAAUGAAAAGGCAUGGCUCUCAAGGCAGUGCAUCCAACGAUAUCUACGGGCAUGUGACUGGAAGGUUGAUGAUGUAAUCAAGCGUCUGACGUGCUCGAUUGGCUGGCGGAGAGAAUUUGGAAUUGCGGGCGGUGAAUUUGAUACUUUGACAUCGGAAACUGUGAAAGUUGAAGGAGAAACUGGUAAAAUUAUCGUCUUUGGAUACGAUAAAGGGGGAAGACCAUGCUUGACGUUAUUUAAUGGGCGGCAAAAUACGAAAACAUCGUUUCGCCAGAUCCAACACAUGAUAUAUUUAUUAGAAAGGAGCGUUGAUUUCAUGCCUCAAGGUCAGGAUAAGCUCGCCCUAUGUGUGGACUUCAAGAAGUAUCCAGAGGCUUGUACAUAUGAGCCGAAAGUUCCAGCAGUGUCCGUUGGAAAAGAUGUUUUGCAUAUUUUGCAGUAUCACUACCCGGAAAGACUUGGAAGAGCACUUUUCAUCAAUAUUCCAUGGCUUGUGUGGGGAUUCCUCAAGAUUUGCUGGCCGUUUGUCGAUCCGUACACUAAGAAGAAGGUGAGAUUCGACGAGCCAUUUCUGAAUUCCAUAGAUGCAGAUCAACUGGCCGUAAAUCAUGGUGGUGAUGUUAAUUUCGAGUAUAAGCAUGAAGAUUUUUGGGAUGAGCUUGAUAGGCUGGCUGCUAACAAGAGACGUGUCGUUAUGGACAAUUAUCACCGUCUUGGAGGUGGAAUUGGGUUGAGUGAGUGGGAUUUGAAGCAAGGUGUUGAUGAUGUGGAUGUUGGGCUUGAUAUGCCUCCUGAGGUGAACGAUACAAGUUCAAUUGAGAACGUGAGUGAUGAAAGCGUCAAAAAUGCUACUGACUCUCUUUCCAGUGGAGUUAGUGCUAAGACUUCCGCCAAAGAAUCCACUAAAAGCAUGAAAAAUGUUACUCUGGCAGCAAAGGAACGAUUUUCUUCUGCCGAUGAUACUGUGGAUUCAAUAAAGGCUACUAAGAACGGUGUAAAAGCUGCUAAGAAUACUUCUAAAACGACUACGCCUACUAUUAAAUCUCCCGUGAAAGAAACCACAAACGAUUUCUCCCAACUAAAAGAUAAAAGAGACGGAGAUAUUACACAUCUUCAGUCUCACCUAAAAGGCGACAAAGACACUUUCUAUGAUGCCGCAGAGAAGCUGAAUGAACUCUCCAUAAGUACUGCUACAAAAGAUAAUUGA
This is a messenger RNA of Brettanomyces bruxellensis, 1449 nucleotides long. RefSeq lists its product as uncharacterized. Gene Ontology annotation, molecular function: phosphatidylinositol transfer activity. The record is from RefSeq and is a predicted model, not a curated record. The transcript has a single exon. Bases 1 to 1449 code for a protein of 482 amino acids. Lineage: Eukaryota; Fungi; Ascomycota; Pichiomycetes; Pichiales; Pichiaceae.